Dromaius novaehollandiae (emu) is the source of this 647-nucleotide messenger RNA. RefSeq names its product pancreatic progenitor cell differentiation and proliferation factor (gene PPDPF). Gene Ontology annotation, biological process: cell differentiation; multicellular organism development. NCBI's taxonomy places the organism in Eukaryota, Metazoa, Chordata, Aves, Casuariiformes, Dromaiidae. The transcript is spliced from 5 exons. The record is from RefSeq and is a predicted model, not a curated record. The coding region runs from base 167 to 505 and encodes 112 amino acids.
GGCGGGGCGGGGGCGGGGCCGGCAGCGCCGCGUCCCGGGCCGUGCGGAGCGGCCGCGCACGCCAGCGCUCCCCGGGCGGCGCCGCCGCCGAGGGCCCCGCGGCCCUAGCGCCGCCGCCUCCUUCCCACCCAGGCUUUAGGUCGGCACCGGCCCGGAGCCCGGGAGCAUGGCCGCGAUCCCGUCGAGCGGCUCGCUCAUGGCCACGCACAACUACUACCGAAGGCGCCUGAGCUCGACGUCCAGCAGCAGCUCCUGCGGCAGCUCGGACUACGCCGGGGAGGUGAUCCCGCACCCGCCGGGUCUCCCCAAGGCGGACCCCGGGCACUGGUGGGCCAGCUUCUUCUUCGGGAAGACCGCUCACCCCGCCAUGACCACGGUGGCGGAGUCCCCGGAGCGCCCGGGAGCCGUGCAGGCGGCGGGCGACGGGCCGGUCUGCGGCGCGGUGCCGGCGGCCGGGAGGAAGCGCCACGCCAGCGAGCCCAGCCAGCCCCGCGCCGCCUCCUGAGGAAAAAGCAAGAAAAACCAAAAAAAGUUUCUACACCAGCCUUUUUACUGUUUUGUAACGCUGUGUUCUUUCCGUGCAGACUCGGUAACGCGUUUGUUUAUUUGUACAACGGCAACUAAUAAACUCGAGCAGCCUUUUAAAA